Pygocentrus nattereri (red-bellied piranha) is the source of this 2520-nucleotide messenger RNA. It is a transcript of the gene ap4b1, whose product is annotated as adaptor related protein complex 4 subunit beta 1. Lineage: Eukaryota; Metazoa; Chordata; Actinopteri; Characiformes; Serrasalmidae. Gene Ontology annotation, biological process: vesicle-mediated transport; intracellular protein transport. The transcript is spliced from 11 exons. Gene Ontology annotation, cellular component: clathrin adaptor complex; membrane coat. The coding region runs from base 145 to 2406 and encodes 753 amino acids. Gene Ontology annotation, molecular function: clathrin binding. The record is from RefSeq and is a predicted model, not a curated record.
GAGGAAGUUUUGAUUUUGACGCUAACGUUCACAUCUACUGAGUGAUGUCUGCAUAAAUAAAUAUUUCUACACAUUUAAAGCCGUUCUAGAUGAAAAAUAGAGAUUCCAGUUUGAUGGUUGAGCAGGGUUCUGUAGGUAGCCAGAAUGCCGUAUUUUGGUUCUGAGGAGACAGUGAAGGACCUGAAGAGGGCACUAUCAAACCCAAAUGUCCAGACUGACCGACUCCGAUAUAGAAACUACAUCAUUAGGGUCAUCAGGUCGAUGACUCAGGGUCUGGAUGUUUCUUCUCUGUUUAUGGACAUGGUAAAGGCCAGUGCUACAGUUGACAUUGUCCAGAAGAAACUGGUGUACCUCUAUAUGGUCACCUAUGCCAGCCGUAAGCCCGACUUGGCCCUGCUGGCCAUCAACACGCUGCGGAAAGACUGUGCUGACCCCAACCCCAUGGUGCGCGGCCUUGCACUGAGGAACAUGUGCAACUUCAGGAUGCCAGGUAUAACUGAAUACAUCCAGCAACCUAUUCUGAGUGGCCUGAGGGAUAAAGCAUCCUACGUGAGGAGAGUUGCUGUGCUGGGCUGUGCUAAAAUGCACAGCCUUCAGCCCAACACAGAGAUAGAUCCCAGCAUGGUGAAUGAGCUGUAUUCUCUGCUGAGGGACCCUGACCCUGUUGUCAUGGUGAACAGCCUCCGAGCACUGGAGGAAAUCCUGAGAGACGAGGGAGGGGUGGUCAUCAACAAACCGAUCGCGCAUCACCUGCUCAACAGGUUGAAAGAUUUGGACAGCUGGGCUCAAAGUGAAGUUCUGACUUUCCUCCUCCGUUAUCGCCCUCGUAGCAAUGAUGAGCUCUUUGACAUCCUCAGCCUGCUGGACGACUUCCUCCAUAGCGCUCACGCACCUGUCAUGGCUGCAACGCUCCGCCUUUUCCUGCAUUUAGCCACUGCCCACCCCGCAGUCCAGGCCGACGCCCUACUACGUGUCCAUGGCCCUCUGCUGGCCACCUGUGGUUCUGCGUCUCGUGAACUGCGGUUUGCUGGACUAUGUCACGUGCAGCAGGUUUUGCGCAGUCAGCCGGCUCUGUACGGAAACCACUACAAACGCUUCUUCUGCGGUUACUCUGAGCCUGGGUACAUAAAAUUCCGGAAGAUGGAGAUCCUGGUGGAGCUGGUGAAUGAUGAGAAUGUGGCAUUGGUUCUGGAGGAGUUGAAGAGCUACUGCACUGACGUGUCUACUGAACUGGCACAGGCAGCUAUUGCAGCUAUAGGUCGCAUUGGACGAACCUACAAUGAGAAGUGUCUGGACAUACUGACAGGACUGCUGGCACUGAAACAAGAGCACAUUGCCUCAGCGGUGAUCCAGACGUUCAGGGACUUGGUGUGGUUCUGCCCGAAGAGCUCUGUGGCGGUCUGCAAGGCUGUGGAAGGCUGUGAUGAAAGCCUUCAGGAUGAUGAAGGGAAGCAGGCUUUGCUGUGGUUGCUGGGGGAGUAUGGAGAGCAAAUCAGUGGUGCCCCCUAUGUGUUGGAGGGUUUUAUAGACUCUCUGAAGGUGGAGCUCUGCUCAGUGGUGAAGAUGGAGUUGCUGACGGCGGCGGUGAAGCUGUUUCUGUGCCGUCCAGCCGAGAUGCAGGAUAUACUGGGCCGUCUGUUACAUUACUGUAUUGAGGAGGAGAGUGAUAUGUGCGUGCGCGACCGUGCCCUGAUGUAUUACCGGCUGCUGCAGAGUGGAGUGGAUGAAACCCGGAAGGUCCUGCUGGGCCCGAAGUCUGACCCGUCCAUGACCGUUCUGACCGGGCGGCCAGAGGAGCCGGUCAAUAUCUGGGCGUCUAGCUUUAACACACUCGGUCCGCUAUGUGGAACUGUAGCCUGUCUGGAGAACACUUCUGCUGAAAACUCCGUCCAGCAGCUUCACAGUGCAGAAGAAAAGGAUGGAGCAGAGGAGUUCAAACUGAGUCCACCUGAACAGACACUGAGGACAGAAGCCAUUGAGGAAGAAUUGUCCUGUAUAGCUGACGCAGCUGAAGAGCUGAAUCUGACCAUGGGUCCUCCGCUAUCCCAUGAGGCCUUUGAAAGGCUGUGGUUGGAGCUGCAAGUGGCCCACCAGCAGGCUCUGGGGAUUCCUCGCCCUGCUGAAACACUAGAGACACUGCAGGCUGCUUUCCAGCUGGUGAAGAUCCAGACGCUGGCCUUCACCCGUACCGAUGCUGUGCCCUGGAAGGCCUAUAUGUACAGCCGCGCGGGCGGUACGCUGAUUCUGGCAGAGCUCCUGCAGGGGGCACCAGAGGAGUCAGAGAGCAUAGGGAAUCUGCUGGUGUCGGUUAAACAGCAGCCAGAGAACCAACAGGCAAUCAGGAGCUUCUUCUCUGUUCUCACGAACGUCCUGCAGACUCUCAGCUCACAUGGUUCACAAAAUUAAUGUUAAAAACUGCUUAAAAGCCCCAGGGAACCCCAGAGCACACAGUCAACAUGGACUGAGGGUGUCAUGUAAAUAGCUUUUCAAUGUCCAAUAAAUGAUGCAUUUGCCAAAUUG